CGUAACAUCACCACAAGGGAGGUAUCUCAAACUUUAUCUAAGAGCAUUAAAACGGAAGGAUGAUAUUUCCUGCAUGGUUUCAUCUGUUUCACACCAACCAGAUCUCACUAGACUGCAGCUGUCAGCCGCUGAAACUAAAGGAAUGCUCAGGCCAUGUUUUUUCUUAAAGCGGAAUGGAUUGUUUUGGCCUUUCUCCUCGGCCUCUCAGGGGGUCUGGGAAAAGAAAUGCGUAUUUGUGUCCUGAAAGGUUCAACUGUGAAUCUGACCUGCUUUGUGGAAAACUCAUCAGUUCCUAAGAGCUGGCACACUGUAAAAAAAAACAACACGUUUGUUAAGGAAGAACUGCCCGAAACUGCGACUGUAAACUACAACAUAAGUGAAGACAAUACGCUGAUCAUCACAGAUGUACAAAAGAGUGAUAAUCAUUCCUACUGCUGCCAAGAAUCCAGCAAAACAGCUGAAGAGUGCUGGAAGCAAAGAACAGAGAUACAUGUCACAGACCUUCAGGUAAAGGUGUUUCCUGCCACAGAGGAACAGAAAGUAACCCUGAUGUGUAAAAGCAGCUGUCCUCUGACUGAAAGUCCUGCAGCCUUCAUCUGGUACCAGAACAGAGAGUUCCUCUAUGAGGACUGGUCCCACUGGUACCGAGAACUGGUCAGCAGUGAUCAGGCAGUCAGAUACUCCUGUGCCAUCAAAGGCUAUGAGGAUCUGAGAUCUCCUGAGGUCUCAGUGGACUUCCUCAAUCAAAACUGUUUUGGUGUGAGAUAUCCAAAUGUGGAGGUGUGUCCCAGGAAGCUGAAAUCAGCAGAGGAGCCCUGCUUCAUCAUGUAUCCUAAAGAAGUAAAUGUUGACCUGACCAAAGGGAAUGACUCUGUUAGACUUACCUGUAACACAAGCUGCCCAGCCGCUGACUCUAGCACCACCUUUUUGUGGUACUGGAAGGGAAAUGUCCUAGACUGCAUGAGUCAGGGCAUCUUAGUCUUUAAAUAUACCGCCUACAUGUCCUGUGGUGUCCAUGAAUACCUGCACUCUGAUCAGAUCUGCACUGACAAUAACUGUGCACACAUGAAUUAUAUCGGCAACAGGUUCUGCAGGCUUGAAGAAUCAUCUGUAAACAUUUCCAGAAAAUACACAAAACGCCCCUACGAUUCCGGUCACGAAACAUGGUAUAAACUAAAGAGAAACAUGGAGGAAAAGCCCCAUAUCACCGAAAUUAAAGCUGGAGGCCGUGUAGCGUACCACAGCAUAAAUGGAAAUCAACAUACGCUCACAAUUAAUGACCUGAGGAAGAAUGACUCGGGAGAAUAUAUGUUCAGUUCCAAUAAAGACGAGAUUUGUAAACCGCCUGAGUUGCUGGGAGCGAUCCUGGUGGUUACAGGUCUGAAAGUGACCAUAAUUCCCUCUGAUGUGGUGAAGGAAGGUCAGAGAGUCACGCUGACCUGCAGUACCAGUUGUCCUCUGUCAGAGAAAACAACCUACCUGUGGUUCUUUAAUGAACAACCGCUCAGCCAGAGUACGAAGCACAACAAGCAUCUUAUUCUACAUCCAGUCAGACUUCUGGAUGCAGGAAACUACUCCUGUGCCGUUAAAACCCCCCAGAAUAUCAGCUCACCUCUGAAGGCUCUUACUGUCAACGAAGCAGAUAUAUCCAUCGUCAUGAUAAUUAUGAAUGUAACAAAACUGGCCUUUUUGUCACUGCUUUCUCUUGUUGGAAGUACUCUGUACCUGAUGCUAAGGAAAAGAAGAAAUGCAACUUCAACAGCAAAACAGUGUUAAAAAGCAGAAACUGAAGAGGUGACACUUUUAGAGAAUUGCAUUUUUGACCAUAAAUCCUAACGCUGAAAGAGGAAGAGGAGCAGUAUUAGGACAUUGUAUAAUAACUGAUUGAAAGCCGUAUACCAUCUGAGCCCUGCAAAUAAUGUUAAGACAGAGUGCAGGCUAUGCUCUUAGGUCUAUAUGAUAAGAAAUGGUUUUGGUUUUUUUAAUGUCACUUCCUGCUUGAGUAUUGGAUGUAAGUUUCUUAUCUACACCAACAUCUGUACAGCUAACCAAGCUUUGAGGUUAAAAGAAAAGCUCAUAAAAUCCUACUGCAAAUUGCUAAAUAUUACAGCCAAAGUAAUGGACAGUGUGUUUCUUGCUUUGCCCUGGCUGCACCAAAACGUACAGAACAACCUUUUGCUUAAGGCAUUUUUGAUGCUAGUCCUCGUUUUCAGCUUUCCAGUGGAAUGUUUCGUUCUAGAAUGACUGGUAGUCGGUACUGUCACUCAUUUCUUCCACUUUUUAAAAUACCCUUGUUCCCAUUAAAAACAGUAACCCCAUAGCCUGAGGCUAUCACUGCUUAUUCCAUACUAAGUAUCAUGAUCCUUUGGUAAUGUUAAGUUUGCUUAUGUAUCGAGAAUAUGCAUUGAGCAAAAACCAAAUGCUUUCUUCAGACCAUGACACAUCUCUCACCAAUGUUUUAAGUGAUUUUAGGCAAGCCUGUAAACAAGCUUAUCUCCUGCCACACAGCCUUUUGUUUUGUGUAAAAUUGCUGAGAUGUAUAUGUGAUGCAUCUAUUCUGUUGUAAUUUAGUAACGCAUUAAUAUAAAUAUCUAAUGUCAUAUGAGUAAGGAUUAAUGUUUCUUUAUUAAAUAUUUCCUGCUGUUUCUUAAAUAUGUUAUGAGAUUCAAAGAAAGCUCCUAUUUGGGGCCAAUUUCCAAACCUUCAUGGCUAGAUCACAUCUAAUUGCUGCAGCCAACCCAUUUUAUCUAAUUAUUUAAUGACUUUCACCACACUAGAAAAUGUUUUACUUGCAGAUUUUAAUCUCCACAUUGAUGAUGCUUCGAAGAAUUUGGCCUAAUCAUUUAUCUCUACCAACAACUCUUUAUAUCACACAUCAGAGUGAUGAUAAAAUCCAUAUCCUGGACCUCCUUUCCUCUGACCUGAAAAAUACAAAUAUCUUCAUGGAGGACAUAUUAAUAAGUGACCAUUUCUGUAGAUAUUUUAAUGCAUGUGUAAUAUGACCCGUCUUUUCUCCAAUUCAAAGAUGAAUAAUGAUUUUUAUGAUUUUUUUUUACUUUUAUUACCCUCUGCAUGGUAAUAGCAACUGUAAAAAUGAACAUAGUCCACAGUGAACACUCUUCUUUGGUACAGAUGAAAUGCACAUUAUAAGGAGAAAGUGGGGUGAGACUGGAGGCCUUUAGGAAAAGUUAAAGUUAAUAUUUUGAUAUUAGGAUGUGACUGGAAGAUUGAAACUGUCCUCUUGCUAAAAGCUGCAAUAUAUAGCCUCCUAGCUGCCAAACUGAAGAAGUUUAAAGUUUUUUUUU
Molecule: messenger RNA, 3305 nt
Organism: Cyprinodon variegatus (sheepshead minnow)
Lineage: Eukaryota; Metazoa; Chordata; Actinopteri; Cyprinodontiformes; Cyprinodontidae
Exons: 11
Coding region: 154-1776 (540 amino acids)
Source: RefSeq, a predicted model, not a curated record